AUGAAUGAACUCAAGCAUGAAUUAUUCAACCUCUCUUCGGAAUCGGAUACUUCAUCUUCUAUAAACCAUAAUAAUGUAACUGAAGUUUUUACAUGUAAAAAAGUUACCCAUGACGGCAUUGAUGUAGCCUCACAACAUCUAGCUCAGUUAUGCAACAAGGCCAUUGAUGCUGAAGAUAGGGCAAAUCGAGCUAAUCAGGAAGAAAUUUUAUGUAUACUUUAUGAUUCUAUUACAGAACAGCUUAGUUUGCUUCGUAAACGAAGAUCGCAAGAAUUGGGGCUACAACUUAGGGAUGUAUCACAGAAUAGCUUGCAUAAGAAAACUCAGAGAGCCGAGAAAAACUAUAAAUUAUUCGAAAAAGUGGGUUUAAAUAAGAUCAAGUAUAUUAAUUCAUAUAGCAUGAAUUCCAUUUCAGAGCUUACUAAUGCGCAAUUUCAAGAGAUUAUAGAUUAUGGUAUAUCUUUGGAAAAGUUGUCUAUAGAAGCGGAUCAUGUGACCAAAAUUUCUGAGACGACCUGUCUUGGAAAAACCUUACCCAUACCUGAAGAAGAUUCAUCAUUCACACCAGCUAAUGCAGAGAUCAAUGUCGCCUAUGAUGAUGUGUAUUUUGAUGAUUCCGAUGAAUCAAUAGACUCGAACCACCCAAUUCACGACAUUCUCUUGCAUGAAGAAAUUGCUCGAUUAGAGCGAAUCUCUAAUUCUUUAGGCAUUACUAUUAUUGGUCCUGGAGGGUUUAUUUUUCUUGUUCUUGGUGUUGGUGCUAUUGUUAUUAGUCUUGGAGGCAUUAUUAUUGUUAGUCCUGGAGGUGAUGCUAUUAUUGGUCCUGGGGGUUUUGGUGGUGGCUUUUUUAUUACUACUCAUUUUUUCAUCCCUAAAUAA
This is a messenger RNA of Cetraspora pellucida, 879 nucleotides long. NCBI's taxonomy places the organism in Eukaryota, Fungi, Glomeromycota, Glomeromycetes, Diversisporales, Gigasporaceae. The record is from the annotation of a GenBank genome assembly.